ACCUGACCCCCAGGGCCUCCUUCGAGUGUUGCAGCCGUUGAUUUAGGCCGUUCUUUCGGCCCAGAGUUCCCGCAGCGAUGGCGAGUCAGUUGCAGGGCAUCCAGCAGCUGCUGCAGGCUGAGAAGCGGGCGGCCGAGAAGGUGUCCGAGGCCGGCAAGCGAAAGAAUCGGAGGCUGAAGCAGGCCAAAGAAGAAGCCCAGGCUGAGAUUGAACAGUACCGCCUGCAGAGGGAGGAGUUCAAGGCCAAGGAAGCUGCGGCACUGGGAUCCCAUGGCAGUUGUAGCAGUGAGGUGGAGAAGGAGACCCAGGAGAAGAUGACUGUCCUCCAGAACUACUUCCAUCAGAACAGGGAUGAAGUCCUGGAUAACCCCUUGGCCUUUGUGUGUGACAUCCGGCCAGAAAUCCAUGAAAACUACCGCAUAAACGGAUGGGAGGUGGAAGCACCUGCCUUGUGGGUUGGCAUGGGAGAUGCCCGAAAAGAGUAGGAAAACCUCCCAGAGCUCGAGUUCUGUUCGGGAAGGCAUUAAAAUUCACUAUGCUGUUGUAGAUCCCUUCACUUGUUGAGAGUAUCAAAUCUAGCUUUUUGUAUAUCUUAGUAAGUACCUGAAGUUCCAUCUUUUUACCUUGUGUGUCUUUAAGGAGUAUA
Molecule: messenger RNA, 646 nt
Organism: Peromyscus maniculatus bairdii (prairie deer mouse)
Lineage: Eukaryota; Metazoa; Chordata; Mammalia; Rodentia; Cricetidae
Source: RefSeq, a predicted model, not a curated record